CGUUCUAUGUGCGUAUAUCCUUUUCUACAUAGCUACCUCGACUCCCAAUCCUCAAUUAAAAGCAAACGCUCGGUCUAGAUGCGUUUAUGAACAAGAGUUACUAUCAGAUCUCUUCCAUGAGAAGAAUUGAAAAUGUUAGAUGAAAGUGGUAAAAACACUUUUGUGUUGUGUGAAUAAUACAAUUUACAUAUAAACGUUCGGAAGUUUGAGUCUGUGAAAUUGGCGCGUAAGUUACGUACGCUUGCGCACAAAGUACCGGCCGGAGGAAUUUUGUGUUGACAUGUGUGCAUUUAUUGUUUCAUCUCGGCAUUCAAUUCCAAUCUUGCGAAGAUGAGGUCGUUAAUUAACAUUGCUUGCUUUAUUUGCGUAUUGUUCACUGUGAGUACGAAUGCAGAUAUGACAGAAUCCAAGGAUGUAGUAGUGGUGGUAUUGAGCCAAAAGGAAGGCUAUCAUGCUGCUCAUGCUGAUUAUUUGCGAAAAAGCAUUUAUGAGCAAGCAAAUACCCUCGAGAAAGUAGCACCAGAAAUAGUAUUGUCUCAUGAACUCCUUAUCAAAGAUUCUUGGACAAUAACUUCAUUGUUGAUUCAUUUGUCAAGUGCAUUUCCAAAUGCACGAUGGUUCUUCUUUUGUUUGGAGAAUACUGUAAUUCGGCUGGAGAAGCUGUUGGAUGUCCUUGGAAGAUUUAGCGCGUCUCUAGACAUAUGGAUUGGACAUGCUCUUUAUGACCAUGAACCUACUAUUAUUCAUCAUUUUGAGAAGCAUACUAAGAAAUUUAAGUACCCGAAUAUUGCGUCAGGAUUUGCCAUGACUUCUAAGCUAUUAAAAAGUCUAUCUGAAGAAAUCUCCAAAGGCAGAGCUCCAAAGCCAGAUUUUUCUAUCGACUCGUCAUAUGAAUUUGCGAGUUUCGUUCUAAAGAGUGCAAACGCUGUAAGAUUGACACAUGUGUCUAAAAUAUGUGUUGUAUCUGGUUCUGAUUGUGCCACGUAUCCUCGAUUCUUCCAUCCUUGUAGUUCUUCCAUAUCCCCAGAGAAUGUAUACUUUGCCGUUAAAACUUGUUCCAAGUUCCACAAAGACAGAAUCCCGGUGAUUAAGCAAACGUGGGCGAAGCAUGCGAAGAAUAUAGGAUACUUCAGCGACACUGCAGACAAGUAUUUACGGAAUGCGUACGUCGUGCCGAAUACUACGGAAGGACAUUGCGCCAAAACUUACGCCAUUUUGCAAAUAACUAGCGAUAUAAUGAAGAGAGACAAUCUCGAUUGGCUGGUCAUCAGCGACGACGACACUAUAUUCAGCGUAGCACGUUUGUUGCGUUUGCUCACGUGCUACAAUCCUGACAAUUCGGUCGCGAUUGGCGAACGUUACGGCUUCCGUACAUGGGACAACAAUCACGGUUAUAAUUACUUGACCGGUGGCGCGGGAGUCGUGUUAUCUGCUCCGUUGGUUCAUCGGAUGGUAGAAACGGUGAUAUGCGUUUGCCCAUCCGAUAUUACUCCCGACGAUAUGCAUCUCUUCGGGGCCUGCUUCCUCCGCCUCGGAUAUAUUCAUUCACAGCCGGUACAUUCUCCGUUGUUUCAUCAGGCACGGCCCAUGGAUUACGCUACUGCUUAUCUGGCGUCGCAAGAACCCGUGUCAUUCCACAAAUUUUGGAUGAUUGAUCCUAAAGUCGUAUACGAUGAAUGGUUCGCAGAGGCGGAUAGUAUCUUAUCCGAAUCGCCACGACACACAGAAUUGUAACGUGUCGUGAUCUUUGUGAUCAAGACAUAGAAUAAAAAUUGUCUUACUUUUGUA
Dinoponera quadriceps is the source of this 1788-nucleotide messenger RNA. Its product is annotated as beta-1,3-glucosyltransferase. The record is from RefSeq and is a predicted model, not a curated record. Gene Ontology annotation, cellular component: membrane. Lineage: Eukaryota; Metazoa; Arthropoda; Insecta; Hymenoptera; Formicidae. The coding region runs from base 331 to 1734 and encodes 467 amino acids. The transcript is spliced from 9 exons. Gene Ontology annotation, molecular function: acetylglucosaminyltransferase activity.